Molecule: messenger RNA, 844 nt
Organism: Dermacentor silvarum
Lineage: Eukaryota; Metazoa; Arthropoda; Arachnida; Ixodida; Ixodidae
Exons: 3
Coding region: 98-733 (211 amino acids)
Biological process (GO): proteolysis
Molecular function (GO): metalloendopeptidase activity
Source: RefSeq, a predicted model, not a curated record
CUCGAGAUUUGGCGUAUGUCGCAGAACGAAAGCCGCUGUGGAAGCUACAGUUGUUUCCGGAGCACCAGGCGCAGCCGGGACUGCAGCCGAACUUGUGAUGGCACAGUUCAACGCCUCCAUAGCUGCGGCAGUCCGGAGGCACCUGGAAGUAGUGGACGCUGAAUUCAUCAACAGCAUGCGUCACCGCGACGUGCCAUUGAUGUCGCUCUUCAGCGCCGAGACGCAGUAUGUGAAAAAGCGCAAGGCCAUUGUCGUGUCGCCCGGUCUGGUGAGUGUCAUAAUGAACGUGACCCACAGCACGGAUCCCAUCGCGACUGUUCUCAUCGGAGCACCCAUCCUGCGGGCCAUGGUGCCCCGCCGCCAGGGGGUGUACAAAUGGCAGUGGGCCAGCCAGCGCCGUCUCAACAGUGCCAUCGAAUGCGUCGAAAACAAGAUGGCGUCGAGCAAGACGGUAGCCGGAAGGGUUCUGACCGAGUCGUCCAUCCUGGAACCCCUGUUUGAUGCGUACCGACGGAGCCUCGCCGAUGAAAUAGGCCUUGGAAAGCGCCUCACGAAGCAGUACAGCAACAACGAGUUGUUCUACGUGCUAUGGGCGCACGGGCAUUGUGAUGACCCUCUGGCAGAUGUGGUCGUCAACGGUGUUGCCAACAACUCUGCCCACUUCGCCUCCACGUUCGGGUGUUCCCGCGGUGACAGGCUGUGGUCCGAGGACAAGUGCACCUUCUGGGUGUAGAACAGAUUCUUCCUUUGUUUCUGUUUUUCUCUUCGUGUUUAUUUUUUGUUCAAAUAGCUGAUGCAUUUUCUCCCGUUUUCUGUCGUCCUUUAUUUAGUUUUUCAAUGUUUC